AUGGGUCCGCGCUCGCCGGAUUCUAACAGGCCACUGAAUGUGACGGAUGCGCUGAGUUAUCUCGAUGCGGUCAAGAUGCAGUUCCAGGACAAGCCUGACGUGUACAACCACUUCUUGGAUAUCAUGAAGGAUUUCAAGAGUCAGGUGAUCGACACCCCAGGGGUUAUUGAACGUGUCUCCAUGCUAUUCCAUGGCAACCCGUAUCUCAUCCAAGGUUUCAACACGUUCCUGCCUCCGGGAUAUCGCAUUGAGCUCUCGACUGAUCCACGCAAUAUGGAUACCAUCACAGUAACGACUCCAAUGGGGAUAAUGACGCAGAAUAUCUCUGCAUAUGGUGCACCUGUGCGGAUUCCUCGUGAUUCACUUGCGCCGGGAUCGAGCGCGGUUCCAUCCUUCCUUCAGCAGCCACCAUUGGCCCUGCCUCCGCCACCGGUGCUGCCGGUCGGUAUUGGCAACGGCUCUCGUCCUGCUACACCGUCCAGAAUGCAUGCCCUCGCUGCUGACUAUAACUACACCUCGUCGGUAAUGUUUCCGUCUCCCAUGGCAGGAUCGCAGACGACCGCUGCGGCGUCCUUCCUCGGCAACCUGGCUAAUCGGACAUCUGAAGGCAUUCCCACUGGAGAAUUCAACCAUGCUAUACAGUUUUUGAAUAAGAUUAAGGUGCGCUUCGAGGCCGACCCAGAGACAUACAAGCAGUUUUUGGAGAUCCUGCACGCGUACCAGAAGGAGCACAAGCAUUUGGAGGACUCACAAGUCUAUGCUCAGGUGCAAAUGUUGUUCAAGAACGCGCCCGAUCUCAUGGAGGAAUUCCGAGAUUUCCUGCCGGAAGCCUUGGCGCCUGCUACACAAUCUGUAGGGCUGGUGGGUAUUCUCCCACAUCCUACAGGCGGCCCUGGUGCGUGGUCACAAGGAGAAGCGUCAACGUCUACUGGCGAGAAGGGCAGAACGCCCACCAGGAGGAGAAAACGGGCUCCAGAAAAGGAAGUUCCAGGCGCACAGAAGACAGUCGGCGGUCGAGUACGUACUGCGAAGCGACCGAAGGUUAACCAGAAACCUGAACCGCAGUCGCCCAGAUAUUCAGGAUAUCCCCCACCGCCUUCUCCGCCUCUUGUUUAUGCCCCUCAGAAUCAAGCGGUAGCCGUGCUGCAGCAUCCUCAAGCAGGCAUUGUCCCUCACCCCGCACAAAUCACCGCCACACUGAAUAUGAACGGCGCACAAAACACAACUCAAGACGAGCUGAUGUUCUUUGACCGUGCCAAGAAAGCCUUGGAGAAUGGCGGGACGUAUGAGGAGUUCCUGAAACUGCUCAAUUUAUUUGCAAGGGACGUGAUCGACGCGAAGACCCUCAUUGACCGAGCGGAGAUUUUCCUGGGCGAAGGCGAGCUGAUGACCCAAUUCAAAGAGUUGAUGGGUUGGGACGAUAGGCUUGGGAACAUUGAAUACGGUCCGCCCGGGAGCAUUAGAACAGGUCCUCCGGACCCAUUUGCACCGAGACUUCCGGACGACGGACAGGGCCCGAGCUAUCGCCGUUUGCCCGAGUCGGAGGUACGACUGGCAUGCUCCGGGCGCCGUGAGCUGGAAAGAUCCGUGCUCAAUGAUGAAUGGGUGUCCAACCCUACAUGGGCUUCAGAGGAGUCCGGAUUCGUUGCGCAUAAAAAGAACACCUUUGAGGAUCUGCUGUUCAGAAGCGAGGAAGAGAGGCACGAGUUCCAAGUGCAUAUUGAAGGGCUCGCACGAACCAUCCUCGUGUUAGAAGGGCUUGACGCUCGCAUUGACGAGAUGUCUGCUGAAGAGCGCUCACAAUUCAAACUGAAGCCCGGUCUGGGAGGCUCGUGCCCCGCUAUCUAUGAACGCACUAUCCGAAGAAUCUAUGGCCGCGAUGGCGCCACUGAAGUGUUGAAGGCGCUUCAAGAAUGUCCUGCGGUCGCCGUUCCUGUGGUCCUCAAGCGGCUAAAGCAGAAGGAUGAGGAAUGGCGGCGCGCACAGCGGGAGUGGAACAAGACUUGGAGGGAAAUAGAUUCGAAGAACUUCUACAAGGCUCUUGACCACCAGGGACUAAUGUUCAAGGCCAACGACAAGAAGAAUAUCACUGCCAAGUUCUUCGUCCAGGACAUAGCGUCUAUCAAAGACUCUCAGGAGAAGGUCCGCGAAGCUGAAGAAGGACUUUCCUGGGCAAAGGGCAGCUUGGGCUGUCAGCUCGACUACAAUUUCUCGGACGCAAGCGUCUUGCAAGACUCCCUCAAGCUGAUAUUAUCCUUCUUGGACCAUUCUAUGUCGCAAUACAGCCCGGCGGAACGUAGAAGUAUCGAGCGCUUCUUGCAUUCAUUCGUUCCGACGUUAUUCAUGUUCGCACCCCAAGGUUUCGACUCCGCUUGCGGGCCCUUACAGCCGGGACACGAGGACGAGGUAGGCGACGAUUUAGCGGAUGGGGAUGGAGCAGAUGACUCGACAAAGUCUGGCCGUGAUCGCAGCGGCAAACGGCAAACCAGCGGCGGCCAGUCUGUAGGCGUGCCGCCAGGGGAUUUGAGGAAGAGACUACUGAAGACUGCCCAGGACAGAUCGCCGAGAAACCGUCCACAACCCUUGUUCUCUAGGUCGGCUGCACUUUCGAGGUCAGCAUCCCCGGUUCCAAGCGAUGGCCAGCCGCCGACGGCUAAGGCUAAGGGUUCAAGACUGAACAAGGAGCUAGACAUGAAUAACGAGCACCUCUACACAGACGAUAUCUGGAUCAGGGAAGCUGUUAUUGAUUCGACGAUUGCCGUGGGUGAUACCCGCAUCAUGAGACGAUCCUUCUUCGCGAACACGACUUUCUACACGUUAUUGCGCCUCUUGCAGCUGCUCUAUUCACGGCUACUGAUCUGCAAGGAAAUAGGAGCACGACUUGCGGCUGAGAAGCAUGCCUCAUUACUUGCUAAUAAUGUCGCAGUGCAGCUGGGAUUGGACGAGCCAAACGGACCUCCGGCCAUCCUUGCACAAGCCUUAGAGGCAGUCGGAGAGGUUCGUGCGGGAGAAGAGCCCAACGUGCUAUAUUUGUAUAUGCUGGACGCAUGUGAGAAGGUGUUCGACAGUGAGCUAGACCAGGCGACCUUUGAAGAGCACAUGCGGUGGUUUUUUGGCACAAAGGCUUACCAUGUAUUCACCCUGGAUCGAAUCAUCACCGCCGUUGUGAAACAGGUACAAACCAUUAUGGCGGACAACAAAUGCCAAGAAUUAUGGUAUUUGCUACAACGAUCGCGAGGCGAGAACAGCCUCACCUUGCACGACGCUAUCAGAUAUAGAAGGGAAGCGGAGCGUCAUGUGGGAUCAGACGAUAACCUCUAUAGGGUCGACUGGGACGGCCAAUCGAAGCGGCUGCUGGUGCAGCUGGUCGGGGCUACUGAUCCCAGUGUGGAGCAUGAGCGAACGGCUCGGGGGCGCUGGAAGGAAUACGUCGCGACGUAUGUAAUGGAGUAUCCGACCGAAUGGAUGCCAGCAAGACGUGCAUCGGGAAUGCCUCUAUUUUUGAAGAGGUGCGUAGCAGCUAUUUCGGUGCGUAAGGGCGAGGCGGUUGCGCGGGUGGGGAUGCUGCGGGUGGUCGUGCGGACGGGCACGCACAAGUUGUUGUACGAGGCGGGGGGCGAGGACGUGGUGUGGCGACGGCGUGGGGCAGAGGAAGAGGCGGCCCUUCGACGGCGGGCAGCUGUCCGGGGGGACGAGCGGCAGCGGUGGCUCAGCCGGCAGGGAUGGGGGUCCGUGGGAGCGUAG
This is a messenger RNA of Laetiporus sulphureus 93-53, 3744 nucleotides long. RefSeq lists its product as uncharacterized. Lineage: Eukaryota; Fungi; Basidiomycota; Agaricomycetes; Polyporales; Laetiporaceae. The record is from RefSeq and is a predicted model, not a curated record. The coding region runs from base 1 to 3744 and encodes 1247 amino acids. Gene Ontology annotation, biological process: negative regulation of transcription by RNA polymerase II. Gene Ontology annotation, molecular function: transcription corepressor activity. The transcript is spliced from 10 exons. Gene Ontology annotation, cellular component: chromatin; Sin3-type complex.